CUGCCUUGAAACUUUGUGUUCUUCCUUAAUCGCGUUGACCAUUCUAUCCUUCAUCUUCUUCUUCCCACUUCUCUGCAAUCCUUUCUCUUUUGAUCCGCACGGUACCCAAAAGAAAUCGAAUAUGUUGGGGGCAGGAUUGGAAUUCAGGAGAAUUCAAGGCGAAGAUCGCUUUUACAGUCCACCCAAAGCGAGAAGAGAGAACCGGAAUCAGCAGAACGAUCAGCCAUGGAGGGAUCAAACCGAUGUUUCCGCGACUCAAUCGAAGGAUAAACUUGUCGUCACUCAUGUGAACCGGGAGUCUCAGAAGGUGGUUGGUUCAACUGAGAAUCCCAAACCGGUGUCGAUUCCCAUUUCCGAACCGAUUGUUUCUCCUUUGAGUAAUUUAGAGCGGUUUUUGGAGUCGGUCAUGCCUUCCGUCCCUGCGCUCCAUCUCUCUAAGACGAAGAUGACAGGGUGGCGGACGUUUACCGAUGAGUUUGAGCCAUAUUUUGUAUUAGGUGAUUUGUGGGAGUCGUUCAAAGAGUGGAGUGCAUAUGGAGUAGGUGUCCCACUAAUUUUGAAUGACUGUGAUUCUGUUGUACAGUACUAUGUACCUUAUUUAUCUGGUAUUCAAAUAUACGCCGAUCCGGUGAAGCUGUCUGCCAAGUCAAGGCAACCAGGCGAGGAAAGUGAUAGUGACUUUAGGGACUCGAGUAGUGAUGGUAGUAGUGAUUGUGAACUUGAAAGAGGAGCAAAUGUUUCGAGAGAGAAAAGAAAUCACCACAUGGCCAGUGAGAUGUCUCUUAGGAUGGACAGAUUGUUCAUUGGAGACCAGCAGAUACUUCAAGAAGACUUCUCUAGUGAUGAGGGUGAAUCUGUCAACUCUCGAAGUUGUCUGAUUUUUGAGUAUUUUGAACAAGAUACUCCUUAUAGCCGUGAACCUUUAGCCAACAAGAUUGCAGAUCUAGCUUUCCGAUUCCCCGAAUUGAAGACACUAAGAAGCUGUGAUUUAUUAUCUUCCAGUUGGAUAUCUGUGGCAUGGUAUCCAAUUUACAGGAUACCUACUGGACCUACAUUAAAAGAUCUAGAUGCUUGCUUUCUGACUUAUCAUUGUCUUCAGACACCUGUAGGAGGCGGAGAAAGUGCUCAAGCACCGACCAUGACAUGUUCCAAUGACAUGGAUUGUCUUCCAAAGAUGUCAUUGCCUGUUUUCGGGCUUGCUUGGUACAAAUUCAAGGCUUCAUUGUGGACACACAAUGGAACACAUGAUUGUCACUUGGUAAACAGCCUCUUUCAGGCUGCAGACAAUUGGCUGAGACUUCUUCAGGUCAAUCAGCCAGAUUUCACAUUUUUCUGCCGCAGGUGAUAUUCAGAUUUCCCUGUAAUGGUAGUAUACCGAUAAAUACCAGAGGGGAAGUGCAAUCGUUACUCAUCGAACAACACCUCUACAAAUUAUAAUACCUCAGUUUUGGAGGUCAAAAGCAAAAGUGCAAUCUGGGGUUUGUCAUCUUGUAUAAAAGAACUGCGAAAAAUAUACGACACAGAAUACUUUGGGAUGGAAGUGAAGUAAAGCUUUCGAAAUAAGGCUUUAGAGGAA
Molecule: messenger RNA, 1576 nt
Organism: Hibiscus syriacus
Lineage: Eukaryota; Viridiplantae; Streptophyta; Magnoliopsida; Malvales; Malvaceae
Exons: 6
Coding region: 122-1345 (407 amino acids)
Source: RefSeq, a predicted model, not a curated record